GAUAAUUGUUUGCUCAAUAAGACAGAAAACAAUCAUAAACGUGAUGUUGGUGAGAUAUGAGAUAUGAGAUAUUCAGGGGGUAGGGAAAAAGCAUGCCAUAUUAGGCUGAGACAACAGAUUGCAGCCCUCAGUGCAACAUUCAUCGCGCAUACAAGCAGGUCAUUCUUUUUCAAGAAGCUAGACACGCCUGGUGUGAUGCGAGGAUACAUUCUCCGUAUGAUGACUUGCUUUACAGUCAAGCACAGUGCAGGAGGAUGAACGAACAGGAUGUGUUCGCAUCCGCUUCCUCCCGUCGCAUCCAGUUGUCCGUCCAGGCCUCGGUCUCAGCCCAUGUAUCCUAGAAUAGUAUCUCCGUGUUCCAGGCAUAUCAGGGCAUCGGGCCUGAUAUACUUAAGUAAUAAUAUCAGCGUUGCAUGGGAGAUAUUAUUAAGUUAGGCUAAUACAUAUAGCUGGAAGAAGUCCACUCAUGGGAUCUGGUCCACCUGUGUCAGAAAGACAUUUGCUUGGCCGGGCGCAGAUCGUGCCUUGUCAGACUGGGUCUGCUUGCAACGGAGUAUCCAGAUUAGCAGAAAAAAAAGCAAAGAGAGCUUUCGGUGUGAAAAAUUCUAGAACAAGUUAUCAUCGCACGUUGAGAGAGGGAUGGACCAGAUAUUUGCUGGAUAUUAUAGCUGCAAGGUCGAAUAAAAUUAGUCAAUUUCCCUUUGAUGUCGAAUUAUUGCAUUGCAGCGGUGUUACCGCUACUAGGUGCCUUUUUCGGUUGUCUAGAACAUUGCUUCGUACCACUUACUUCCCCCCCUUUUAUCGUUGCUGCAAUGUCGCUCCUAUGGUCACGAUUUAAGGUGUAAAGAUAGAUUUCGAUUAGGGCUGGCUGGCCCAAACAUAGACUAUUUUUCUCGUGCAGAGUAUUAAACUGGCGCCAGGGUUGCAAGACGUAUUCGGGACGACCGUGGCCCGGAUUAUACGAGUGUUCGAACCAUUCCCACCACAGCGUUUUACAUCUCGUUUCAACCAACUCCUUGGUCCAUUAUUCAUUAUUAUCUGCUGUUGAGUGAUCACUGCCCCAGUUCACUGUUCCGGAACAUUUAUCGAUAGCUUCUUUCUGUAUUAUAGUCGGGCGAGUUCGAUUGCUGCAUGUCAGUGACGCAGGAUUGCUCUGAAUCACAGCGUUGUUAUCCGAAUGAGCCUAUUCUGACUCCAUGCGGUCAGGGUAGUUUCUGUCUUCUGUGAAACUGUCGAGCAGGCACCAGCAGAUAUUUAUGCAGUGGCAACCUGAUAUAGGGGUUCACCAUGCCCUUUACCACCUUGUCCUGUGUCCCCGCCCCCUCUAUGGUACGUACACUCUUUAUAUAGAUUUCGGGCUUGGUACUCCAUACUUGGGGAUCACUUUCUUAGGAAUCCGGAGGACGCCUCAAGACUCUGCGAGUGGCAAGCCAGGGUUUGGUUUAGCAGUCAAGACUGGGAUUGUAUAUCUCCCUUAGCGAUGUCGCAUGGCGAUACGAAGAAAUUUGGUGGGACCAUGUGAAUCACGAUACAGCAGAAGUGUGCAUCAACGCAUCACUAUAGAGUGCCGAGAUGGCCAUGGGUGCCUUUGAUCCAAGAAUUGAUUCCAAGUCAUGCUGUCGCCGCAGCUGUAUUUCCCCGAGAGAUGAUAUGGCAAGCAGCCUAGUUACUCCGUUCUAUCCGAUGACUCCUGGUGAAAAAGAUGUGAAAUGGGUCCCGAUAUCUGAAUAUCACCCAAGAAGAGGAAGAGAUAUCUUCUCUUGUUGAAGGGUUCUCCAUGAGCCUACGUUCCAGAGAGGCAUUUGAAGGGCUGAUGAUGUGGAGAAAUGGAGGGUGAGAUUCACGUUACGCUGAUGAGAGAGCGAUGAACCGAUGAUGAACCAUGAUCGAACCAGAACUUCUUCUAGGACGCUGGCCAAAAAGAUGGUUUCUCUGAACUCCCCCAAGACAACCCGGUUAUACCGUUCUCAGUACUCCAUAGGCGGCCACUAUCGGACGGCCUUGAGUGCAACACUGUUGCGCAGUGCAUCAAUAUUCGGGCCUGAAUGCUGUAUUUCCUUGUUGUACAAUAAGGAAUUCAAGCAUUUUAUGCUUUCAAUCAAUCCUGGGCGUCGAUGAUAACCGGUCAAGGGGCAAGGGGUGGACAAUUCCAUCUAUCCAAAAAAAUCUUGUCUUUGAUCCCUGAGUGUUGCCAAGGUAGUUACUCGUGUUGAGUAUUCUUUCGUGUUCUUUUGAGGCGAACGAGGGCGGUGUUGACAGCAUGUCACUCUGUACAGAUAUGUCGGCAGUUGUUUCAAAACGGGAAGAUACGAUACGGCAUUUGUGACAGAACCCCCCUUGUAGAAAAUCCCUGUCUGCCAUGGGCGAAAGAGUACCAAACGCUGGGGUAGGGGUUCGUGUUGUGGAGAUCACGUUUCUUGUUCCUCUUAUCUCGGCCAUCAGCCGUGCAAAAUACAUGUUGGCUGAAUAAUUUUUGGAUGGAAUGGUUCCCUUUCAAUAGUGAACGAACUGUCCGGGCCAGAGGAUGAAUAGUCAAGCUAUGGUCAGUCAAUGACCGUCGAGCUGAUCAGACAGGGAAUCCCGAUCAGACAACUUUUCUUUAGUUAAGUAAUGGCAACUCUGGCAAUUAAUUCCAGACAGCGCAGAACGCGGCCAGCCUGGUGACCGAGCAGGAUGCCUACUGCCGGUUUUCCCUUUCUCCUGCCCAACAUGCCAACUGCCAACUGCCAGCCCAGGCUUAGGUCUGCGCAGAAUCGGUGAGGCACUCACUCCCUUUGACUGUGUAGCUUUAAGUAGCAGCUUCGUCGUGUGAGACUGUGGCGCUGCCGCCGCUUGAUUCUCGAUUGGUGUAGGUGUCAGUAGAGAGAUGACAAGAAUGUUGACACAGCAAGUUAAAGCACAAACGCCUCCUUUUUGGCGAGAAGGUGACCAGGGCAAUAAAGCCAGGCUCUGCAGCCCACAACCUUCGUUUGCUCACUUCGCUGUCGUCUUUUCUUCUUCUUCUUCUUCUU
Trichophyton rubrum CBS 118892 is the source of this 3011-nucleotide messenger RNA. RefSeq lists its product as uncharacterized. Lineage: Eukaryota; Fungi; Ascomycota; Eurotiomycetes; Onygenales; Arthrodermataceae. Bases 467 to 838 code for a protein of 123 amino acids. The record is from RefSeq and is a predicted model, not a curated record. The transcript has a single exon.